GACAUUACUAACGCCUCGUGUACGGGCCCCUAAUCGUUUUUUCAUAAUCCACCAGAUCCACGAUCGUAUUUUAGUUUGAUCAGAGCUUUUUCAGAAGAAAGUAUACAUUCAGUAUAAAACGGUUUCGGUUAAAUUUUCUCUAGUGGCUUCUAACUACGAAAUACAAGACCACGAUGUACGAGAUCGUAUCAUGCGCGGAAAACACUCGACUGCAUACGUUUCCUGCUCUGGAACGGUUGUGCACCAUCGCUCACCCGAACAGCAAUGGUAGCGACUGCCAUUUCUUUCCAGCCAUGAAGCUGUUUCUCCGGACUAAUAAAAACUUUGGUGUCGAGAUGAUGAGGAUCGACGAAGUCGAUGGAAGACCCACUAUUGUGAAUGUUGGUAAAAUUGGAAUGCAGGGCCUGAAUUGCGUAGCAUGUCCGAAAUUGAUCCGAGAAGAUAUUGCGAUGGGUUCUUCAUCUGGUCUUAUUAGACUAUUGAACUACAGAAAAAUUACCAAAACAAAACGACUGGAGCCGGAUCGACUUACCGACGGGGUUACGUCUUUGGACUAUAACACCACCGACGAUGUUUUGGCAGUAGCCUACCAGAGUGGAAUGGUUAAUCUGUACGGUAUGAAAAACCACAGCCGGGAGGCGACGAUAAAGCUUGACGCAACGAAGGCCCGUUUUCAUCCGACAAACCUGUUCCUUCUGUCUGUCGCUUCCAAAACUGGUGCUGUAAUGAUGUACGAUACUGAGUCUAAAAAGAUCACCUAUAUUCAACUGGAUGCGCAUGGCACUUCUUGUCGAGAAAUUAUCAUGGCCGCCAGCCGUCCGGAUACUCUCUUCAGUAUUGGGUACGAUAAUGUGAUGAACAUUUUUGACACGCGCAAAAAACUGAUUGCUUCCCAAAUCAGUUCCCGCUUCUCAUUCGAAUCACUGGCGGUGUCCGAGUGUGGGGGAUUCUUUUGCACCGGAAAUCGAAACGGCGAAGUUUACGGAUAUGAUAUGAGAUAUUUAGUUGAACCUAUCAAAAUAAAGGCAAUUCAUACCGGUGUUGUGAAUAGUAUUGCCUUCGUUCCAAAACCGAUAAGAAGGGAAAAGAGCCGGCUUAGUUUGGAUCAUUUACAAUUUUCCAAGUCAUCUGAAGUGACGGUAAAAACUGUUUUGGAAUCUACUUUUCUUUGUCCUGAUCUAGGAUCUGGUCAAGACAGUUACCAGCGGCGACGACAUUCGAUGGGUCCGGGGCCUUCACGGAAAAGCGCCGAGCCCCGCGUCGAUCUCAAUGUAGGAUACUUGGACGAUAAUUUGGAUCUGGAUAAAACCCUGCGUAAAACUGAUCAGGCUAGAGGGUUGAACAUCGUUAAAAGCGUGAUAGAGAAAAGAUUGAUCAUGAAGCAACCCUGCACAGAUCGCAUCAAACGUUCUGCUGUAACAUUGGAGAACAUACUGGAAGUAACGGAAGUUGAUGGCAGCCGUACGUUGACGGAGAUUUCGCCUAGUUCCAAUAAAGAAAAUCUCAAGCGGUGCUUCCAUACAAACACUGCAUCCCCACUCAGUCAAUAUGAAUAAAUCUUAUAUUUUGUUAGACAAAAUGCCAAUAGGGUGCCAAAGUGACAAAUAGUGGAGUUGGAGCAAGUAGGAGUUAGUAGUAUGUAUGUAUGUAUGUAAUAAGUGUGUAAAAGUCGCGAUGCAGAACCACUGGUUGGUGAGUGUCUUUACAGUCUACUUUUGAACGAUUUUUUAUAUGUAUUAAUGAAUAAACUUUAGUCAUUUUUUGAAA
Molecule: messenger RNA, 1767 nt
Organism: Topomyia yanbarensis
Lineage: Eukaryota; Metazoa; Arthropoda; Insecta; Diptera; Culicidae
Exons: 3
Coding region: 174-1556 (460 amino acids)
Biological process (GO): microtubule nucleation; mitotic cell cycle
Cellular component (GO): centriole; spindle pole; ciliary basal body
Molecular function (GO): gamma-tubulin binding
Source: RefSeq, a predicted model, not a curated record